AUGAGUUUGAAAAGAACAUCUUUGGUAAUAUACAUUCUCUUCAUCUUUCAUCUUCAUCACACUUUUCUUUCGGUUAGCUCGCUGCCUUCUUCAGUUGAUACGAAACACAACACUCCUCCUCUCACCAAUAUUGCCCCAAAGCCAGAUGUUGUUAGCUUUGAAGGAAAGGCUCGGGAAUUAGCUGUCGUUAUCAAAAGAGGAGGAGGAGGAGGACGAGGGGGCGGCGGAGGUAGAAGCACUGGAGGCGGUCGAAGUCGUUCAAGCGGCCUGGGACGUGUAGUUCCGAGUCAUACUGCUGCCGCUGGUGCUGGUGGAUCACAUAGGUCAAACGGCAGCUUGAAACUCUCGGUCGGUUGGUUGGGCCUAUCGGCUUUAGCCGGUUUACUAUUGGUUUAG
This is a messenger RNA of Eruca vesicaria subsp. sativa (arugula), 396 nucleotides long. Lineage: Eukaryota; Viridiplantae; Streptophyta; Magnoliopsida; Brassicales; Brassicaceae. The record is from the annotation of a GenBank genome assembly.